CGUACGGAGACAAUUUAAACCUUCCGCCCUAUUCAGGUUUAGGGUAGUCAAAUGUGCUUUUAUGUUUGUGUUUGUGUUGGUAAGGCUUUCCAGGAUUAUAUGUAACAUGAAAAAUCCUGAUUCUGUCGAACAAUUUAUUUCUGUCUUUUGGGUGGUUGUUUCUUGUCAGCCUAACAGUGCAGUUGUGGUUGAGACGUCUGAAUCUCAUCUUCUGACUCCUGGGUCUGAUCUCCUCUUCACUUACUUCAGUUUAAGCUUCUGAAAAGUGUUAUUAGCUGCCACACCUAUUUUUUUGGUCGGUUUUUAAGUAUCUGAAGAAUGAGUUGGUCUGAAUUCUAGAUGAAACUAUAAUUUAUGAACGACACUUAGGCGACGCUAAAGUGAAAUUGAAAGUGUCCACCUACUUACUUGUGUUAAUUGAGGUUUACAAACCAGUGUGAGCUAUUAGGAUUAGAAUUUAUGUUUAGAAUUUAGGGUUUGGAAUUAGAGUUGGGGUCUUCAUUAUGAACUGACAUCAGCUACAACGCCAAAAUGUAUUUAGCCACAUGAAUGAGUGAAUUUCGUUCCUGAAUCUAAGACUAGUCAUCUUAAAUACGAUCAGUUCGUCCGUAAAUUAUGAUAUCGCUCCUAACGCAGUGUGACUGUAGCUGUAAACACGUUAUAGUCCUACAACCAAUGACUUCAUCAAGUAGUUCCACUUUUUGGUUUGACCACUCAUCUGUUCUUCACAUUAGUUUACAGCAACCAGCUCCUCCCGUAUCUGGGCUAUGGUGAUAUUUGCCUUAAUAGUCAGUUAACGAGGACUUAAUCUUAUCAGUUUACUUCUUAUUUUUACUCUUCACAAGGAAAUAUAAAGCAAUUACUGAUUGUUGAGAAUCUAUAACUGGGAGAUUUAUUGCGAUUUUCGCACAGUCCGAGUAUUUGGGCUAGUUCCCAUAUUAAAUAUACUCUGUACUGGUAGAAUCAUAUUUAUCCAUACAACGGUAACAUUUCUUAGUAAGACACUUCAUAAGCUUAAAAUUUCGUUCGUUGUAAGUAUCUAUCACUACAUAUUCAAAGGAGUUUCACAAUGACCCGAUUACUAUCAAAUCCAAAGUAAGAUGGUAUGGCAGUUUAUUAAUACAACAAAUUUCAAGUUUAUAGCACUUUAAAAUAAAAAUAUUUGAUCUUGACUUUUCUUUUUUUUUAGUCCCAACUGCUGUUUAAUGGGCUAGUGGAAGUGAAUAUUGUUAUUCUCCAUACACAAAGGCAUUAAACCAGACGAUAAAAAAAGCACACUAGAAAAUUUGUUCCAUAUGUUCCUACUUUGAAGCAAUUUCCUUCAGAAUAGUUACUAUAUAACUAUGGAGUGCUUCUGCCACUGUUAUGUCUGGAUACCAUUUUUUAUUUUGCUCCAAGGGAUUUGUGAGGCUUAUACACAACAAAAAUUACUUGUAAUAUCUUUAGAUGGUUUCAGUCAUAAUUAUCUAGAUCGUGCUAAGCUUCGGAAUGUCAACAUUUCCUCUUUUGAACGGAUUUGGAAGACCGGAAUACGUGUUAUGAAAGUACAUAAUGAGUUUAUUACUCGAACAGGACCAAAUCACUUAUCGCUGGUCACUGGGAUGCAUGAAGAGAGUCAUGGUAUUGUUGAUAAUGUGUUUUAUGAUCCUGAGCUUAAUGAUACUUUUGACUUGAGUAAUACGAGGCAUUUAUCACAAUUAAAGUGGUUUGAUGUUGGGUCUGAACCAAUUUGGGUUACAAAUCAACGUCAUGGUCAUAAAAGUGCUGUUACGUUUUGGCCAGGGAGUAGUACACCAUUCAAAGGACAAUUACCUAGUUUUUAUUAUUCCCAAUAUAACCAUCAACUUCCUUUAGUUGAUCGAAUUAAUCAAACCAUUAAGUGGUUAAAUUUAGAUGAAGUGACACUUGGUCUAAUAUAUUUUCAUGAACCUGACUCACAGGGUCAUUUGACCGGACCUGACUCUGUCGAAAUUUUUAAUGUUAUCGAGAAGUUAAAUGAUGAUAUUGGGUACUUACUGUCUUUAAUUGAUACUAGGCCAUCUCUAAAAUCAUCACUUAACAUUAUUUUAACAAGUGAUCAUGGAAUGUCUGGAGUGGAUGCUAACAGAAUAAUUAUUCUGCAUGAUUAUAUCAACGAGAGCAUGUAUUAUAGUCCGGGGUCAGAGGAUCGUGUGUUUUGGUCAUUAUGGCCAAAAGAUGGGAGCUCAUCUAUUAAUCUCUACAAAAGACUGGUCGGAAAACAUCCAAAGAUGAAUGUUUUUUUGAAGGAUAAUAUACCUAUUCGUUUACACUACUCGAAUAAUCGACGAAUAAGCCCAGUGGUAGUUUAUUCGGAGCCUGGGUGGACAAUCGUUAGAUCACGAAAAUCGGUUGCGAAAUUUAGUAAGUAUAGUAUUUUAAGUAUUGAUAUGCGAGUCGUCUUACUUGUUUUGGUUACAUAAACAGCUUCAUUUGAUUUUAUUAUCCUAAAAUUUUUCCAAUUUCUGGUAUAAACUAUUCUUGUUCAACUUUUAAAAAUCAAAUUGGUUGUGUUAGCCAAAAUCAAAAGUAUAAAUGAAGGAAGAUAGGUACUCGGAUGAUUCCUUUAUAUUUUCAUCUAAAAUUGAUAAUAUUAAACUCCUGCUUGCUGCAUUGCAAAAUCUGUUAUCUUAUGACCAUUCGUAUUUUUUGAACAAUAAAAGUGAAUCAUAGAACUACUAUCGAUUGUUUUGAAGAUUUCAAGCUAAGAUACGUUUAUGCAUAAGCCCAUUUUUCACGUAUGCCUGGACUUGAGUACGUUCAAGAAACAGUUAUAGAGUUUGUCUUAUCAAUCAGACAGUAAUGUAGAGCCCGAAGCAAAUAUGCAUCGUUCAAAGUUCACACGCAAUAUGAACACAGUGAGAUGAAAUUAUCAAAAUGCAUACCAAAGUAUCAGUGGUAGCAAAAAUACUGGGUUUAAAGGAAGUAAUUUGCUGUAAAGAAUGUAUUCGCGGAACAAAAAGUAUUGAGUUUUUAGACAUACGUUUUGGGAGUAAACAAGGAGUGAAUACAUCUACUCCAUUUCGACCAAUUCCGAGCUAUUUUACCCAAGGUUUACAACAUAUAGCCACAUUGUUCAUACCAACCCCAACCUGCCAGUAUUCACCUGUCGUUCUGUCUAAGAGUAACAGUCAAAAUUUUAGAAGCUCAAAUUGAUCAUUUCACUUAAUCAAAUCUUUAAUAUAUCUAGGUCUUGACAUCCCAUCUGUUCACAUAUUUAUAGUGGUAAAUAAAGUCACUUCUGUCUUAUUGCUUCAGGCACUAUUUUGAAAAAUGGGUCACAACUUCGAACUGUGCAUCAUCUGUUCAGUCUUGGGCAGUCAUUUGGCGUCAUUAACGUUUAUAAGAAGUAUGGAUCAUAGGUUAUAGUCUCUGUGUCAUAUUUUUGAUAUGAUGAGAUAGAAUUAGGUUCAACAGUUAGGACUUAAUCCAUUGGGUAGUGAACGACCCGAAAAAUUAAUACUGGUCAAUCGUUUAUAAUAUUUAGUCGUGUUAUUCCCCUGUUAAUAAUUUUUAUAUGAAUAUACUAUUCGAUCGCAAGAAAAACUCGUACUUUUGUCUAGCGGCCUUAAUUUAAACUACAAAUUAUUCAAGGACUUACAUCAAUAAUUCGGUCCUGUGAAAAUUCAUUAUUGUACUACAUUGUAUUGUAUCAUCUAUCGAUCCGUAUUCUUUUGAUCCUUCUUAGCCAUUGGAAAUUUCAACAAAUCAUAUAACCUCACCUUAUGAUAACUUCAUUUAUUCUCGAUAAAUACGUUGAUAGUAGGUCGUCAGAUGUAAUUGAACCUUCUAACAUUCAAAUAUUUAUUCUGUGAUUAAUAAGGCGAUUCAUUUAGUUUUGACACUACGCUAUUCACCUUAAUACAAUUACUCAUUAGAUUUCAAUCUCCUGGUAAAUUCUAUCUAGUUAUAUAUUGGAUUCAUUCAGUAAUGCUCCUUGUUUACUGUAUUUCAGCUAAACGUGGAGAUCAUGGUUAUGAUCCGGACCAUGAUGAAAUGUCUCCAUUCUUUCUAGCUACGGGACCAGGAUUCAGGAGCACGAUUGUUGGUGGCGGUCAAAUAAUUAGUUCUAUUCAUCUGAUUGAUAUUUAUCCACUGAUGUGUGCCUUACUCAAUUUAAAUAAACCAGCUCCAAACAAUGGUAGUUUAUCACGUGUGAUGUCACUCCUUCAUGAUGGUAGUGGUGUUAAUGUCUACUUCUCGAGUUUUCUGGAUAUGUUCACUGGUUAGUUUAUUCAAUAGUUUGCUCGAAGUUAUUUGUCAAUUACCGCGCACAUACAAUGUUGACAGAUUCUCAUCUACUGCUUUGUAAUUGUUACAUUUUCCCGUGUUAGAGAUGCUAGACCCCCAGAAAUCACCUGAUAAACGUCUUAUUUCUGUAGUUUUUGGAAGUUUGAAUUUCCCGUUUUCGCGCUAAAAGUGCCCAGUUUUACCUUUAAAUUGUAUUUCCCACUUGGAAGGACGGUAAAUGUCAUUGACUCGUUGCCUGUUUUAAUACGCUAUUUUAUGAUGAAUAUGUAUACUUGGUUUUUCGUGCUUCUGGCUGCUUCUAGAUUAUACAUUUUCUUUAUCUGAACCAAGUCUUCUCCCUGGAGUAGCAGGGCUGGGACGCAUCGGAGUAAUUAGUUUGUUUUGUCUUUGUGUCUCUGACCCUUCGUUCCGUCCGCCGAUUUUAGGUGAUCUCAUGAUCUCUUCAAACAUAACAUUCCCUAUUCUCCACAAGUUAUUUAAAUCCAAGUAUGUGUGGUUCACUUCUAAAUCCUCAGUAUAACUCGAGUCUUCACCAUCACGUUCUCUGUCACAAAACAUUUUGCCAUUUUUGAUUACACAAAAUACACAGUGUCUCCGGAGUUACUCGUUACUAUGUUCAUUUUAUUAGGGUGUGUGUGAUUUGUUAUGAAGGAUAAGGAUAGAUUAGUACAAUAGGAUAUUAAUAUUAGUUACGGAUAUUAGCUGACUAAUACACCGAGACAAACAACAGCUCAUAACAUAACAAUCCUGAAAUCUAGUCAACUGUUUUAUCUUUAAGGCCAUUAGGAGCUGAUACAUAAAACAAUAGGAAUUAUCUAUUGUGAUUUAAGAUAUAUGGUUGGAAGAUAUUUAAAUGAAAUCAGGAUUUUGAAUCCCAUAUAAUCUGUUGUUAUGCUUUGAAAGCCAUCUAAAAGUUCCAUCUUGAAGUUAGUUAUCGAUUUCCUAUUUUACUCUACGUCAAAGUAUUUAAUACGGAACUCAGAUAGCAUAAACAAUAAUAAUAAUAAUAGAUUCCGAGAAUUAUUGCAUAAUAUACGUCAUUUUACAGGCAUGAUCAGGUUGAUACAAAACAUUACUAAGUAACACUAGUAAUAACUAUAAGUCUAUUCUAUCUGGAAGAUGACUUCUAAUCAUUUUGGACAAAUCUGAUUUUUUUAAAAAGCAAAACUUUCAGUGUAAUCGAAUGGAUAUGUGUAUCCGUGAAACGAUUUUUCAAUACAACAUUAAUGAUUGUUUACACUCCAGAGCAUAGCAAAAUCAAUUUUCGUAGGCAUAAAUUCUCUACAAAUAUACAGACUGGUAGCAUAUACAGAGUUACUAAGCAUGUGGCAUAAAUGUACCCUCAGCACUCUUACGGAGAUGCAAAACUUAUUAAUCAAUAUAUAUAACUUAAUGGCUAAUUGCUAUGUUUGAAGAGAUUACGAGUUCGCCUAAAUCUGCGAACGGAACGAAGACUGAACAACACAAUAACCAAUAAGAUAGCUAUUCUAAGGCGUUCCAGCCCGUCUAACUUGAGUGAAGUCCAGGUUCAGCAAAGGGAAAUGUAUUCACAAGCAGCUAGAAGCACGCACAACUUAAGCGUAUAUAUACAGCAUAAAAAUGUCUUUGGGAAACGUUACAAAGUAGCAGAUUAAAAAAAACGAACCGAUGAUAUUUAAGGUCCUCCCAAGUGGGGACAACGACAUGAAGGUGAAAACGGGCGCUUUUGAUGCGAGAACAUGAAAUUCAAAAUUAAGUUACAAAAAUAAGACAUUUACCAAGUGAGUUCUGGAGAUCUAACAUCCCCAAUAUUCAUACAGUAAAUGUCGGCUCAUUAUCAUAAAUAUUAGACUAGUAUUAUACAUAUUACAGUUCUCUUGUAUUAUAACUUAAUCCGAAUAUUAUAUCAAGAGUUACGAAUUAUUCUAAUUCAACUUAGUAGAAAUUAGCCAUUACAUAGUAAUUUGUCCACCCAUUUAUGAAUCACACUAUAAGCUCUGUUCAUUAAUAUUACAUAUUUUCUCAUAAGAGGAUUAAGUGAAGUGGAUUUCAAACCUCCUAUUCAAUAAACCGUAUGUCAAGCAUAUCACCCAUUAUAUAAGAUAGCUAUCCACCUGUGUUACUAAUAAUAUCCUUAUCAAUCUACUGUUUGCACAGUAUAAUAUAAGUGUGGUGGAUGGUAUUUAUGCCGGCACAUAUAAGUAGUAUGUAUCACCAGUCGCGAGUGCAAUAUCUACCAACAGAAGAUUGAAUUAAGAAAAAAAACAGGAAGGGAAACAGAACGAUUGAAAUAACAACAUAAUUAGAACAAUCACAAAGUAUGUAAAUAACAACUGAAGAAGAAUGUGCAAAUAAUGUGAUCAUUGUAUAGCUUCCAUAUUUUGACAAGGUGUCGUGUGUAAUUUUACACACAAAAAAGACAAUAAAUUGGUUCACACUACCCGAGCUCUCGUUUACUACAUAAGUAUCGUAUCAUAAUUAUUUGUUCGAGUACCUGUUUACUCAUUUUAACCGGUACUGUUUUAACCUAACUUAAUUGUUCACUUGCUCAUUCAUAUACUACCAAUGUUACAUCCUUUUUACUUGACUAUAUUUAUUUAUUUAUUUAAACACAUAAAUAUUGGUACAAGGAGGCACCAAGUAGAUAUGCGCCACACAGACCUCAUUUGAUAUGUGUGAGGGCUGUGAUACUGCCCGGGUGCCCAAACCGAAGCAAGUGGUUUUCUUAGGGGGCCACAUCCGGAGCCUUCAACCUAAAGGUCUAACCCACAAGGCAAUGGAGUAUCCUGAGGAGAUUCAGUCCCAUGGUAGCCGGUGACCAAGGAUUGUUUUAUGCGCCAUUUGUUCCUUCAGGAUACUGGAGCCCAUGCGCACCGUUGGUUUGGAAUGAGGGUUUUCCAACUCCCCUAUAUGGACUCCAUAUCCACCAACCCAGUUAAAGCACCGGACAUCCGCUUUUCGUCCUCUCAAUUUCGUAAACGACACCCCCGCCACGAGAAGGCAGCGAGUAGGACUUCCCUGGCAGAGGCUGUGUACGCGUGGCCGUGUGAGAGCAUUUCGAGAGGGAGGGCGGGCCCACUCUACUCUCGGCUAUACCAGGGCAUUUGGGGGCUACUUGACUAUAAGUCUAGGAUUUCAUACAUAUAUAUAGCGAGAGAGAUUACUUUUGAUGAUAGUAUAUGCUUUUUUAUCUCAUCUUAUUGUUUGUGUUCUUCUCUUCUCCAAAACUUGAUCAAUCAAAAUAAUAGUCGGAAUUGUUUUAUUAUGUUGUACAACCGUAUCAAUUGUAUACAUAAUAUGCACAUGUAUUUCAUCUAAAGAUUAUCUAUUUCCUGAUGAUAAUAAUAAUAAUAAGUUAAAACAUUCUAUUUAUCAACCAAAUUCAUUUCUACUUCAACGACGUUUACGUAAUAAAUCUCAACAUGAUAAACAAAAACAACAAUAUUGUAAUAUUGAAUUAAAUAAGAUGAACACUUUAAAAAAUAAAAUAAAAACAAAAAAUAAAUUCUAUGAAAUGUAUUUAAAAAAUGAAUCAAUUAAACAAACAACAGAUAGACAACGAUUACUUGAUUAUAAUAUACGGGAUAGUAAUGUUCCCAAUAGUUACAAUGUCGGUUGUCAUGAUGAUGAAGAAUAUAAUCGAUUUUCUAUUCAACAUAUAGAUGAUGAAACUUUUUUAAAUUUACUUCGUCAACCAAAUAGUAAAUAUCCUUAAGAAUGCUUAAAAUUUUUAUUCUAGUAAUCUAUUAGUGACUUAUUCUUUCAGUCUCUUACUUUGUUACUACAUGUUGUGAUAUUGAAAUUUGUGAUAUAACCAUAGUGAUUUAGGUGCAUUAUGAUUUGAAGUUUAUAUAGAUGGCUGUGUUUCAUGUUAUUAUUGUAUUUAUGCAUAGGCAAGUGGCAUAAAUUUUUGUGUUUUCUUGUUUUUAUUAUAUUUUCAAAUUAACUGUAUCUACUUUUGAUUACUUCGUUUAUGUAUAUGUAUUGACACAUAUUUGUAUGAACAUGUAUCAUUUAAGGUAUCAGUUCGAUUAUUACUUUUUGUGUAUGUGAUGGAUAUUUGUGAUAUUUUGCCAAGUUUUCUUUGGUUAUUUUUGUUUAUGAAUUUUUAUUAAAUAUUAUUUAGUUACUAGUUUUUUUUUAAUGUUUCAUUUUGAUUAGAUUUCAUGAGUGUCAUCUAUUGUGAUGUGCUGUGUCCGAAAUCUGAUACUAACAAGGUGUGCUACGUGUUAACCCCCCCCCCGAAUGACUACUUGAGCGAGGAAGUGUAUUGGGCUACCCGAUGAAAUACACUUGACCUUUAGGCGACUUGUAAUUGCCAUCGAUUAAACUUUUCAUUAGGCUACUCCUUAUUGGCUCUUCAUAUCAUCUAUCACUAACCCUACUGGAUCGUUAGUUGAUCGUUACAAGAAUCAUACUAAGGAAUACUAAUAUAUAAAAGAUUUAAUUUCAAAUGAAAUUACUGAGAUUAGCGAGUGGAAAGUAUCAAUUUAGAGGGGAAUGUGAAUGAUUAAUUCAGCUCGGUGGUAUUGUAACCGAUUUUAUGCCAUAUCACUUUUACCAAUGUGAAUAUCUGCUCCUCUUGAAAUGUUUCAUUCUAGCCAUUAAUGGUAUCAUGAACAGAUUCUGUCCCUUAAUGAGUCUUUCUUAAUUAUUAUGGAGCUUGGCAUAAAUAUGCAUUAGCUUAAGUCAUCACACCAUGUCAGCACGGGGAGAUGAAAUCAACAAAAUAGAUAUCGAAGAAGCAGUAAUAAUCACAACAAUAAUAGUGAGAAAUUUUAUGCAAUUAGUUCCCUUUAUGAAUUAAAAUAAAGCCAGAACUGAACAUACGUGGAUGCAGAAUAAUGUGAAUUCAUUAUAUUUCGUGGUUUCUCAUCAGCUGCUUACAACCAAAUAUGUAUUAAAAUUUCACAUUUAGGUAAGAUAUAAUGUGAAACGAUUGACAUAGAUAAAUGAGAAGAAUUGAAAUGAGAAAGGUUGGCCGCUGAGAAUAUGAUUCCAGAAGAUGGGAUGAAAAGGUAUGUAGGAAGUAUUCAAUAAAUAAAGUUUAGUAUUAAAAUAAAUGGACCUGGAUCGUUGUAACUACUUCUGACCCAUGUCUUCAAUCGAUCAUAGCCUUUAUCAUGUGGGUCUCCAUCAGGCAUCUUACACCCACCAACAUGGCUUAGAAUUACAGUCCAUGAUUUCAUGUACUGAUGACAUAUCUUGAUUUGACAGCUUCCUUCCACACCAGACAACAAACGCACUUCGAGGUAGACGGUGGAUGGACAUAUAAACGUGAUUUAUUCUUAACCCUUUACACCAUAAAAAUGUUCAGAGCUCCCAAGAUCUUGGUAAAGGGUGUGCUACUUUUCUAUUACUUACUUACGCCUGUUACUCCUCGUGAAGGUGCAUAGGCCGCUCACCAGCAUUCUCCAUCCAACCCUGUCCUAGGCAAUCCUUUCCAGUUCCUAUUCAUAUCUGCUUCUAUUAUCCGACGUAAUGUGUUCUUUCCUAUUAAAUAACUUUAAUAAGUAUAUAUCUAACACUUUGAAAGAAGAUCACCUUUAGCUCGGUGAUAAAAACACCUAUUUAAAUAACAACUCAAGGUUCGGUUUCUAAGAUUUGGAAUGUUUAUGGUGUUUUCAUGGUGUAUAAUAAGACUAGAUAAUGUGAUUGGUUGAUUAGUUGUCGAUCUGCAAUUUAGUUAAUAGAUAGACCGUACAUAUGUGUGCAAUGUAUGAAGACCUUUCAACCGUUCUUAAUAAUCAAAUCAAAUAUGUUUAGGUCAUUCAUACUGUAUUUUCAUUUUCCCUCCAUCAACCAAGUCUGAAUUGAGAACUAUUUUCAGCUAUAUAAUUUCAUACUGAAGGUAUUCCAGAUAUAAGAUUAGUCUAGAAUAUCUCAAACAGAUUAUACUCGUGGCUCUCAUAGGUCGGUCUAUUACUGAUAAAAAUUCCCGAGUGACAUAAUUAGUUGAGAGACAUUUCGCGUAGAUAUUGGUGAGAUCAACCUCAAAGGAACACAAUGAUCCUACUGUGAAAACCAGCUUGAUGGAGUUGGUGAAACCUGCUUUUAAUAAAAUCGAAAGCCUCGUUCGUAGGCCUUUCUUAAAGUAUCUAAGAAGCGCAGAGGGCAUUCAGGCGCUCUUUCGAACUGCCAAAGUUGGCGUAGUUACUAUGCCACACAGUUGUACUAUCGCAUGGAUAGUUUCUCAAUCUAGUCAAAUGAUAAAUUGUGUUGACUGCUCUCAGAGUAUCCGUCACCUGGCUAUCCUUCAUAGUUGUUAUUGUAACGGGUUCUACAUAUGACACUGUCGGCCCUGUAACUUAUUUGGUAAAGCGAAAAAUCUACUAACGAAAUGAAACCCACACCUAGUCUUCCUUGAGUGCAUCAUAGAAACCGCAAACUUUUGUGGCCAAAUGCGAAGUGAUGGAAAAUCUAAUUCAUGAAAGUUCUCCGUACUCAGGUUAAAGUAAACUUAAAAAGAAAGAAUAUUUAAUACUUAUGACAGAACUGUUCCGCGUCUGACUUCUGUUUUUGCAAUAUUCAAAUGAUAUUAUUUUAACACAUUACGACCCUUAUCGAUCUUGGAAAACUUUUGGAAACACUGGAAAGCUGUUUAGACUAUGCACGAGAUUUAUCUGCUUUACGCGUACUCGACUCCACCGAGGAUCGUACCCAGGACAUUCAACCUUAGUAAUGGAUGCUUAACUGCUAGACCACAAUCGGUGAUCAAUAGUGUUCAUGUGCAAUAUCACAAUUGAUUAAAUUUAGACAUAUAUACUAGUGGAUCCUAGUUCAGUUGUCUAGAGGCUAAGGGCUUUCGUACAAGACCGAAGGUCAUGGAUGCUCAACACUAAGGAGUUCAAUACUAAAACUGAACUGGUGUUUAGUGCUUCCUGGUUGUCAGUGGUUUUCUAACUAAUAUCAAUCAGUAUUAUAAUCCAGCAAUCUAUAGUAAUGGUGUUAUUUUGUCUACCACACCUGUUGUUAUAUUUAUUAUGCCAAUUUUUAAUUUGAUUAUCAUCAAAGUUUAAAGCAUUAAAGUAGCAAGUGUUUAUAUUCAUUCAAAAUUUGAUUUAAAAAUGUCUGUUAUAAGUUGGUGAUAGAUUAUUUGUUGUAAGAUUCCAUGUUACUUGAGGAUUUCGCACUAAAUAAUGAUGUUUAACAAAUACCACAUUUCAAACAAACGUAGAUUUGCUACAACUCGCACGAACUUCCAACUCUUUAAUUCCUAUCUAUAGGGUUAACUAUUCUAUCGAUCUCACUAGUUGUACCAGCGAUAUAUGGUUGACUGAUGGUCAAAUAUCAAGGGAACUCCAUUUUUACGGCUCCAGUUACAGAUAAGCAAAAACAAUGUGAAACCUAUCACAGUCAUGUACUAGUCUAAGCUGUUACAAUAGGAGAGCGAAUAGAAAUAAUCAGAUGAAAAACUGAAAACUAAAAGGAAUUAGUGGAGCUAUCUCAUUGUCAUAUAUGUUGGAGUAUAUGUUCCAGAUUCCUGUAUCAUUGUCUUCUUUUGGCUCAUUAAACUAGAUCAGCUCAUAUUCUUAUCCCUGAACAGUUGCCGUCAAG
Messenger RNA from Schistosoma haematobium, 11805 nucleotides. Its product is annotated as Bis(5'-adenosyl)-triphosphatase enpp4, variant 2. The transcript has 2 exons. NCBI's taxonomy places the organism in Eukaryota, Metazoa, Platyhelminthes, Trematoda, Strigeidida, Schistosomatidae. Bases 1344 to 2441 code for a protein of 365 amino acids. The record is from RefSeq and is a predicted model, not a curated record.